Rhinichthys klamathensis goyatoka is the source of this 909-nucleotide messenger RNA. Its product is annotated as beta-galactoside-binding lectin-like. The coding region runs from base 118 to 522 and encodes 134 amino acids. Lineage: Eukaryota; Metazoa; Chordata; Actinopteri; Cypriniformes; Leuciscidae. Gene Ontology annotation, molecular function: galactoside binding; laminin binding; carbohydrate binding. The transcript has 4 exons. The record is from RefSeq and is a predicted model, not a curated record.
GGUCAUCUGAAGAUCUGAACACUCCUAGUUCGAAGUGGUCAUAAGAAGCCCUCCACACAACGUAACUUUCUCCAGACACUUCAUUUCACUUCAUUGUGGGUCUCAAAGGAAGUCAAAAUGGACGGUGUACUUGUGCAGAAUAUGUCCUUCAAGGUGGGACAGACUUUGACAAUUACAGGAGUCCCCAAGGCCGAUUCUACAAAUUUUUCCAUUAACAUUGGUCACAGCGCCGAGGACAUCGCUCUACACAUUAACCCUCGUUUUGAUGCCCAUGGUGACCAGCGCACUAUAGUGUGCAAUUCAUUACAGGGUGGCAGCUGGUGCGAGGAGCUAAGAGAGAGCAACUUUCCAUUUAAUCUGAAUGAGGAUUUCCAGAUAAAAAUCACAUUCACCAAUGAGGAUUUCCUAAUGACUUUUCCUGAUGGCUCUCAAAUGCACUUCCCUAACCGUCAUGGUGCUGAGAAGUACAAGUACAUGCACUUUGAAGGCGAGGCCAGGAUCCAUGGGGUUGAGAUCAAGUAGAUUACUCAAAUUAAAAAGAAGGCUCACUGUUGUAUCCUGAAUGCUAAAUGAUUCUUUGCCUUAUUUUGUCACUUAUCCAGGUCUGUUAUUCCACAGUUUUUACUUACUCAAUAUGAAUCUCAAUCACAAUCUUAUUAUUUCUAUGCCAGAUCAGCAUUCUAAUUUUGCUGUGCCACUGUCUAUCUUAACCACUAGAGGGAGCGCAACUACAGUAAAUUGCCAUGAGCUUUUAGAGGUUGGCCUACUUGUAAACCAUUAUCAGAGAUUAUCAACUGCUUUUAUAUGAUACAGUAUAAUGUUCUUAAAUCCAGUUUAACUAAAACAAAUUCACAAUCUAUAGCUGUUGGCAGAUAUAAAUAAAAAUAAUAUCCUGUUUUCACCAAUAAA